AUGUCUCAUCUAGGCUGGAUCCUUUUUAUUGGAAUCAACCGUCCCAACAGAAAAAAUUGUGUCAACCAUGAGACUGCAAAAGAGCUGGUUGUUGCAUUUAAGCGAUUUAAUAAUGAUCCGGAUGUAAAAAUUGGAAUUUUAUAUGGAGAAGGCAAUACUUUUUGCUCUGGUUAUGACCUUUCCGAAGUGUCAAAACUGGAUACGACUUCUAUCGACGAGCAAUUCCCUCAUAAGUACCGCUAUAUGGGACCUUCUAUCAUGGAAUUGAAGAAGCCACUAAUUGCAGCCAUUGAAGGUUACGCGGUGGCUGGUGGUCUAGAAUUAUCACUUAUGGCGGACAUUCGAAUAUGCAGUAAAUCCUCCAUAUUUGGUGUUUUCUGUCGUAGAGCCGGUGUUCCACUGAUUGAUGGUGGAACGGUGCGGCUGCCGCGGAUUAUAGGUUUGGGAAGGGCUUUGGAUAUGACACUGACUGGCAGACCAGUAAAUGCAACAGAAGCUCUUCAAUGGGGCCUGGUGACUGAAGUAGUCGAGGAUGGUGAAGCUCUUGCCGCUGCCACCAAACUUGCCAGGGACAUUCUCAAACAUCCGUAUGAGUGCCUUCUCGCUGACAGACGAUCCGUACUGUAUUCUGUAGAAGCCAAAUCGAAAAACGCAUUCGCAUUUGAGCUGAACAGCUUAUCAGUGAUUCCAGCUGCUAUUAAAGGCGCUCGUACAUUUCUUGAACAAGACAAGGAAAGAAAAUCAAAGAUGUGAUGAAAACGUGAAUGAGUUACGGGAUUUUAACUUCAACAUAUAACACAUUUUCAAGUUUUAGAUAAAUGUCAG
Messenger RNA from Cylicocyclus nassatus, 825 nucleotides. NCBI's taxonomy places the organism in Eukaryota, Metazoa, Nematoda, Chromadorea, Rhabditida, Strongylidae. The record is from the annotation of a GenBank genome assembly.